AUGAAUCGCGAAAAGGACGUUUCGACGCGAUUGAUUCGACCAACGAUACCCGAUAUUCAUGUCGACAAACUUGCUCUUUUUGUCGAAAGAUGGAAUCACGAAUGGGAAAUUGACGCCAGUAUUCAAAUUUACGAUGAAGGAAUCGCUCAAUACAUGCUCGUUGACAUCGAAUCGCACUACAAAUUCUUCGCUGCACUGAUCCUCGGAAAACCGAGUUUGCGGUGCAAGAUUGUUAAAGAAGAGCCAAGAGAUGAGCUCGACGAGCACGACAACCAUAUUGUUCUUUUGGGCGGCGAAAAAUUGACGCAAGAAGCGCAGAGAGGAAUCGAGUUCUUGAAAACAGUCCUCCACAACAGAGGAUAUCGCUUUGAUCAAUGA
This is a messenger RNA of Caenorhabditis bovis, 378 nucleotides long. Lineage: Eukaryota; Metazoa; Nematoda; Chromadorea; Rhabditida; Rhabditidae. The record is from the annotation of a GenBank genome assembly.